GGCGGCAUUCCUCGGUAUUCUAAAGAGAAGAAGAACUAAUUGCCACUUUAAAAAGCCUAAAGAUAAAGAAUGUAGCUUGUUACAUUUCUCAAGUUUACCUGAAAAAGCAAGUAGACAGUCAGCCAUCAUGUCGCAGACGUUUCGAGAGAAGAUUGAAAAACGUCGCCGUGACAUGAGGGAGAACACCAUGGCCGACUCCACCCUGCUUGCUGAUACCAGCUCCGCCACACCAGGGAGGGGCAGCAGACAUGAUGAGGAUAUCUCUGCUGCUGAUGGUGGUGUAGAUGAUGUUGAAGAAAUGGCAGCCGAUCCAAUUGAAGAGAUACAGCAGGCAGAGUCCCUCAUGGAAAAGCUCACCCUUGACAGAGAAUCAAAGAAGAAGGAGCUGUUUCAAUCCCUGGAGCCCGCUGACGAAGAGCAGGAGAAGAAGAAGCCCAAACCCAAGCGAAGAACCCCUGCAGAGAUUCCCACCAUCCAAGAGACGGGAGAGGAGGAGGAUGAAGAACCAGAUGAAGAUACAAAGCCAAAGAAAAAGGAGAAAAGAAAAAGAAACAAAGCAGAUAUGGCAGCAGCUGUACUAGGAUCCAAGACCAGUGUGGAAACUGGUAAAGCGCCCUCUACGAUGAAUGCCACAAUCAGAGACAGAAUCAGGAAGAAGAUGGCUGAAGCAAAGGAGAAAGCUGAAGAAUCAAUGAAGGUUGAAGUGGCUAAUGACCCUAACAAAGACCUUCCAGCCAGGAGGCUCAGAGGCCUCAGAGCCAGGGACAAGGCUACAAGAUUCGACGAACCCUCACUGCUUACCAAAGAGGAGAUCGAGGAAGAUAAGAUGCUGAAUGAAUCCAUAAUCGCCAAGGAGAAAUGGAGAGAAGCAUUCAAGCAGGUCAAAGCCAAGCAAUCGGCUCUCCCAACUGAAGAAGAAGCCUUCAACUUCUUCACCCGCAACUUCGACCCGGAACCAGAAACGGCCGAGAUUAAAACAGAGCCCCUCUCCGACGACCAGCCAGGACCCAGCACUUCGAAGGGGGCUACAAAGAAACCGAGGGGCGAGGUCAUAGAGGAGGAGGGGGAGGAUGGGGAGGAUGGGGAGGGGAAGGAGAGCACACCCUUGCUGUCAGAGGUAUUCGUUGAUGGAGAUAUGUGGAAGUUACAACCGACGCAGCUGGUUCCUGCCGAGUAUGUACCUCUGGGGGUGAGGGAGAAGAAGGAGGAAGGUUACUUCUUUGUUCCGAGCAUCAAAACAGUGCCAUCUGAUCAGAAGGUUCCAGAGAACACCCAGCCAAGGUACUUAGAGGAUGAAGGUUUCUAUGUGGGUGUAAGGCCUGAUGUCUCUCAAAGGAACCAGAACAUCAUGGAGCAUCGUCUUCUGCAGAGAUCUGACAAGGGUAAAGGUUGGUUUGGUGAGGAUGGGCGCAUCGUGGCCCUACCAGACCCCGUGAAGGACACCCCUACCAGACCAAGGGUUAUACCAAACGAGGAGAGAGAUGCAGAACUACAGACUGUCUUUAGAAAGGCCAUGAUUUCGGACAUCACUAGCCAGGGAUUGGACUUCCAUUCCGGGGUCAGCGACGGUCAGUAUCAGAUCGACAUCGAUAUCAACACCCUGGUCUUCACCCACCAUCCGUACUUCAGUAAGGAGCAUGUGCUGGAGUCCAAGCUUCGGCAGCAGUACGAUCAGUACCUCAGGCGGAAGCAGAAAGAUAUGGCUCAGUAUCUCACCGAUAAGCUUCAAGCACUGAAGUCAGCAGUGAGCAGCCUCCAAGAACAGCUGAGCUCAGUGAACAUGCAAGAGACCAUUCAGAUGGACACAAUGCAAAAGGUCAAAGAUUAUAAGGUGGAAAUCAGACAAACAAGAAGGUUGAGGGAUUAUGAGCUACAGCACGACCGACAGCUGACGAAAGGAAUGCUAAAAACAUGGAGAGAUAUCAAGAAGCUCAGAGAGAAGGAUAACUGUAUCAAUACUGCAGUUAAACUCAGCAUCAGAAAGGAAGAAGCAAACGCACAUGAAGACGAGGCUGUUUGGAAGCGUGAGAUCGAGGACGAGAUCGAGGAGAUGAGGCAGAAUCAUGAUGAUGAUUACCAGAUGCAGAUGGACAGGUACCGAGCUGCUCUACAGGAGUGGAAGGACGGCAACAAAGCAAAGAAAAAGGGAAAGAAGAAAAAGAAGAAGAGCGGUUCUCGGGAGAAUUUGACAGAGUCAGGGCAGGAAGAGGAAGAUGGAGGUGAAGGGUCAGAGGUCGAGAAACCAAAGCCGAUCAAACCGUCAGCAAAGUUUGAUGAGGACGAGGCGAGGGAGCGUAUCAGAGAGAAGAUAGCACUAAUAAGACGUAAACCAGGAGAAACCAUCCUUCACCUUGAGCUGAGCAACACGGCCGUUAUCACUCCCACACCAGACUGCAGCAGACAAGAACAGCAGAGACGGAAUGAGAUGCAGAGAUACCGCUGUUUCAUCAAAGUCCUCAUCAACGAGAAAGAAGUCUCCAGAACUGCUACAAAAUCUAUGACUUCGGAUUUCACCAUGCACUUUGGUAACAUCUUCAAUGUUCAGAUUGUACACUGGCCUGAGACCAUCGUGAUUCAGUUGUUUGAGACUGGAGUUCUGAGUAGCAACCAUCUUGCAAACGUCUAUCUGAACGCGCCGAGCACACAGAUGACCUCUGAUAAAGUUCACGUUGACCAGUUUGAGUUCAGUAGUGACCAGAAAGUGGAAUUUGACCACAGUGCAGUGGGCAGUGGUAUCACAUUCUCCAUUGGUGAGGAAGAUGGUGCACAGAGUUUCAACCUGCUGACAUCAGGUAGCUUGUAUGCCAGCGUAGCUUGGGGUUUAGCUGACGAUGGCUUGCCCCUCAUACCGCCAGCCAUACCGUCAAACACCUAUGCGCUGAGCUCCAUGAAGGGGGUGGAUGCCUUGGCGGCCAUCGGUGCGACCGGUAUCAUUGAUGAUAAGAAGCUGGCUAAGUGGCUGAUGGAAGCGCGACUAGAUCCCAACGAUCCUGCCAACUCCUUCCUGCUGCAGAUGAUCAAGAAUGACAGAAACAAGAUUGAGACGAAGGACUACUUUCGCCUGGAGCAGCUCCAGCAGGAGUUUGACUUUGUGACGGACGAGGAGCUGGAGACCAACCGGAGAUUCAAGCUCCUCCAGCUGAGAGAGAAGGAGGUGGAGGAGUUCAGAAACUACAAGAUGGUGCCUGCGAUUGAGAAGGAGAUCGCUGAGACCUUCUUUGAGGAGUAUGAAAUGAAGCUGAAGAAAGAGGAAGAUGGGUUGGUUGAUGAAGACAUGGAUGCAAGGAGAGCUCAGGUUGCAAAGUUCAUAGCACAGAUUCGUAAGCGAGUGAUUCAGAGGUACCGAGCUGCUCAGCAUCGCUACACACUCCAGGACAUUGUCAAUGAGAGCUUGGUACCUGAUGUUAGUCUACUUGGAGACACCUUAGCGAAGCUGGUAGAGCCACGUCGCCCUCUCAAGCCUCAGCGCAAAGAGCGUAAGACGGUCACGGCGCAGAACCUCACCGCCCAGUCGGUCAAUCUCCUCAUCAACAUUGAAAGAGCGUUUGAAAUCCCAACAAGGAAACCGGAUCCUAAGCAGUCUGGUCAACAUGCAGAGGUGCGUCCAUUCGUUGAGGUUGUAUUCCAACAGACGACUAAACAGACCUGUGUCGCUGAAGGCGCCAAUCCCAAUUGGAACGAGGAGCUUGCUCUGCCAUUCAAGGCUCCCAAUAACGACUACUCCGCUAGCAAUCUGCAGACGGUUAAAGAUGAGAUCUACAUGAACCUGUUUGACGAGACGGUGAUUGAUCUGCUCCAGGACGACCGUGACAGGACGACCAACAUCCACCAGAGGCUGGAGAAGAGGUGGCUCGGAAGCCUCAGCAUACCCUUCUCAACGAUCUACUUCCAGGGCAAGGUGGCAGGUGCUAUUCGAGUGGAAGCCCCCUCCUCUCUGCUGGGGUACGAGAGGACCAGAGAGAGUGCAGGGAGGGGGGCAGCCAAUGCUACCUACCUCUCCGUCUUCAUCACCGUUGAGCCUCCUCUUGCCCCUCCAGAACUACUAAAGGAAAAGUUUGAAACCCUUGAAGAUGAUGAACUGUUGAACCAAGCUGAGCUUCUCCAGGCCCACGUCUCGGCAAAGUUCCCCACACGUCAGAUCACGCCUACAGUGAUCGACAUGAAUGGCAGCUCUGUCUUUGUGACCAGGUACUUCAGAGCCCUGGCGCCGCCGCCCGUCUUGAUUGAAGGGAGUGACCAGACUCAGAUUUGUGAGAGGAUAGCUCGGUUUGUAUCUCUCAUCCCGUCCAUCUCCGACAGUGUCCUGUUCCCAGGAGUCUGUAACAUCUGGAGUACAUGUCAGCAAUUCAUGCAGAUGUUGCAGGGUGACGAGGAGGAGCACGCCGUGCUCCUGGUCAACUACUUCCUCCAUCUCAACAAACGGGCGUGGCUGAUCCUGGGGAGGGCGAUCCCCGAGGGCCCCACGGCUUAUGCCCUCUCGGAGGAAGGGGACGGCCAGUACUGGAUAUGGAACCCUUCCACCGGGGAGCAUUACAAGGCUACCGAUAGCUUCUGCCCUCUCAAGGCUGUCGAUUGCCUCAUCAAUCAAGACAAUAUCUGGGCAAAUAUCCAGAUUCAAGAAGAGACAAGUCGACUCAAUUUUGAUGUCGGAAAGUCGACCGCUUGGAAACCUCUCUUCACCAGUAGCUUCCCCAAUCCAGGUCUCUCAAGCAUGCAGGAGGAAACGCUACGUUAUGAACAGACUGUACUGGACGAUGUGGUGGAUCUACAGAACAAGAUCGAGAAGAAGCUGCGUAACUGCAUCAUGGACUGGAGGCCGCGUCACAUCACCCGCUGGAACCGUCAUGUGAUCCACACGUUCAGAGAGAUCCUCAAGAAGCUGGAGAAGUCACCUGACCUGCUAGACAAUGACAACCCCACCCUCAAGACUAUCCUGGAAUCAUACAAUUUGUGUGGCUUCCCUCUCCACAUGUCGUACACUGACGUCAAGACCAUCGUGGACAAAGUUCAGAGUACGGGAGUCCACAAGAACGAGUCGAACAAUGUCGAGUUUGCACUUGCCGUCCACAUCCACCCCUACCCCAACCACAUCCUCUCUGUCUGGAUCUACCUAGCGUCCGUUACAAGAAGGAGAUGAUCAUAAUGUAGCGUACAAGCUCUUCAACACUCGCCCUGACAACACUUCAUUGCUUUGCUGCCAUAUUUUAAUACUGUUAAACCUUGUUAGUGAACAAUUUUAUAAUAAACUCUCAUUAUUUCAAAAUCUUGGCAUUUCCCUGUUGAGGCUCUACCUUACUAACCAAAUUUCUAUGUUCAACAAAGUAGAGUUUGCGCUAGCCAUCCAAAUAUACCCUUGCCCGAACAUAUGAUCGAUCUACCUAGCGUCUGUUACAAGAAGGGGAUGAUCGUAAUGUAGCGUACAAGUUCUUUAAAGCGGGACAGCUACUUGUAGCUAUUUGCGCCCUCUAUAUAGCAAACAAUGUCUGAGUGGUACCCGUUGGUCCCCCAUGAUCCCCUUUUUCCUUAUUCUAUAAAAGGGUAAAAUUAUAAUGAAGCUAUAAUGCCAAUGAAAUAGUAAAUCAGACCAUGUUCAACUUAUUCGUUGCAUUAGAUUGGAUUAUCUAUUUAUGCAAUUCAUAUGAAUUUCCCCCCAUCAUCAAUGAUGAGAACUUGGAGUGUAUUUCAGUAAGAAAGAAUCUUGACUUAUGUGAGAAUGUUUACUUUGAGAUCAUUCUAUUAAAACUUUUACUCACAGCAACGAA
Strongylocentrotus purpuratus (purple sea urchin) is the source of this 5762-nucleotide messenger RNA. RefSeq names its product coiled-coil and C2 domain-containing protein 2A. The transcript is spliced from 37 exons. NCBI's taxonomy places the organism in Eukaryota, Metazoa, Echinodermata, Echinoidea, Camarodonta, Strongylocentrotidae. Gene Ontology annotation, biological process: protein localization to ciliary transition zone; non-motile cilium assembly. Bases 128 to 5137 code for a protein of 1669 amino acids. Gene Ontology annotation, cellular component: ciliary transition zone. The record is from RefSeq and is a predicted model, not a curated record.